AGCCACAUGGUGGCGGACAAAUCCAGAAAGGGAUCAGUCAUUCAAGAAAUGGCAUGCUGAAGUGCCACGGGGCCACGGAAGAUCUCUGGAUACCGGAUCAGACGCAGCUGCCCCCCGGCUGCUAUUUUCACUCAGCUUAAAGUACCAUGGGCAGCCAGCAUCUACGCCAUGGACUACCCACAACUACCAGUCUGUCUCUGCACACUAUGAAGUCCACCGCAGGGGAGCACGAGCACUUUCCACACGAUACCCAGAGCUUACCCUCCGACCCUGAUGAGCUCGACAGUGGCAGCGAAAGCUCAGAGAAAUCCACCGGAGCAGGGAGCCCCCUGCGGGGCCACAGGGAGGUGGGGAGACGCAGAGGGGGUCGUAGACUUGCAGGGGUGAGCAAACAACGUCAGGCAGCUAAUGCUCGGGAGCGAGACCGUACACACAGUGUCAACACUGCCUUCACGGCGCUGCGUACCCUCAUCCCUACAGAGCCGGCCGACAGAAAGUUGUCCAAAAUCGAGACCCUGCGAUUGGCAUCAAGCUACAUUUCGCACUUGGCCAACGUGCUUCUGCUAGGGGAGGACUGCAUGGAUGGGCAACCGUGUCUGAAAUAUCACAACAUCUUACAAAGCAACACCAACCUCAAAACUCCACCGGUUCGACCCAUCUGUACCUUCUGCUUGAGUAACCAAAGGAAAAUGCUUAGAGAUGGGGAAAAGCACACAACUGUGUGACAGCAGAAGUUCUCCCGACUGUCCGCUGCUACGUAGGAGCUCUCAACUUCUGAAUGUUUACAUGUACAGAGACAUUGCCUUGCACAGAGACAAAACAUUUCGUUUUUUUUUUUUUUUUUAAAUCUCCGAGGACAGACAAAACAAGCAACAAGAAGAGAGACGAAUCUGCACUUUUUCUGCAUGUGUGUCCACUUUAUCAACUGUGUUUUGGUUAAUGUAACCGGAGAAUAUGUGUAAAGUUGCACCUGGUGGGAGGCUAUUUCAGUAUCAGAUAUAGUAAGUUACACCAUCCCUCGCCUUAAAAACAGUCUUGUGUCUGCCUCCUGCACGUCACAUGAUGGUAAUUGAAACCUUGCGGUUUGCAGUGGUCGCUGUCAGUACAACGGCGGGUAAAAAUCUCAUCCCCUCCCUCUUGUCUCCACAUCUACGCUGGGACCACGAUCCCAACAUGGCUCUCAGGAGACUGUAAACAGGAUUCUAACCUCAACAUGAUAAUUUGGGUUGGGCAAAGCUUGCUAAAUAUUUCUUAGAAAGUUCAAGUGGCACAUGACUGAAUGCUAUAGGUGGAAGUAUUACAUAAUGAGAACAUCUUACGUCUUGGGAACUGGUGUUGGUCAAGGUACAUGAUCCCUAACACGAGCCCUGGGUUAUGACCCUGACCCCAAAUGUUAUAUAGCCUACCUUAAAUCCUUGCGAUCAUACUUUGGUGACAAUGUUGGGUAGACUGUCGAUUAGUAGUGCGCACACUUGCAGACUCAGGGAGAGGGUACAUUGAGGGCAUGCUUAUGCUUCUGAAUCAUAAAACACCAAAUUCAGUCUUGUAGAUUCCACUUAACUUGCGUGAAGGAAGGCCAUUUGAGAACAAGUCCAACUCACGAGCGCCAGCGUCAAGACAGAAGCUUGUUGCAUAACAUGCAUUUCAAGACAAUUAUGCAAUCAAUUUCCACAACUAUAGCUACGCAAUUGUAUCUUCUAGAAAUGCAUGCAUCCAAAGUUACAUUGAUUCAUGAUAUGUCAACAUGGCUUUUUUUAGUCCACUGAUUUGCACCAAAUGGAACCAAAAACAUGUAUGAGAUGGUGGUCUUUUUAGAUACGAGUAGACGGAAGUUUCAUCUGGGAAUUUCAUUGGCUAUUGCUAAUUGGCGCUCUCUUGCUUGCCUUAAAAAAAAAUGCCAGUUUGAUUUCAUAAAGUGUUCCACAAAUUGGCACGUUUCACGUUAACUAAGGUCAAGGGGAAAGGUCUUGGAGCGUGUGCUAAUCUCAGGUACACCACUAAAACGUUGUCUGCUGAACCUUGUUUUAUUGUUUACAUUAACAGAAUUAGUAGGAAUGACUAAUUUGAGCCUAUCAUUUACUUUGAUACAAUUUAUUUUCAGAUACUGUAUCUGAGGUGAAUGUUUAAAGGUAUAAUUAUUUUUAUGUAAGCAUCAAGAUGUACCAACCAGUUGUUUAUAUCCAAAAUGUUUACCUAAUGACUCUUCCUUGAAUUAAAAAGUUAUUUUUCCAAUACAGAUGUAAAAAAAAAAAAAAAAAAGUGCAAUGGAAGUACCACAAUGUACUGGAAAUAUUGUGAUAUGGCAAGGUUUUUGUAAGUCGUUUGUAAAUAUUUGCACUUUUUAACAUUAAAAUCUAAAAGGUCAAAAUGCGUUAUACCAAUAAUAUGGCCUACCUUUAAACACAUGCCUGUCAGAUUCUAAUACUUGAAUUGUCCGCUCUUCGAAAAGUGGUAUUUUGCACAUGCCAAACAACAAACAAGCUGCUACUUAAGUAUUUUUGUAAAUACCAUUUAAAAAAAAAAAAAUUAAAUUAUUUUUGAAAAAUGUUCUGA
Messenger RNA from Onychostoma macrolepis, 2553 nucleotides. Its product is annotated as transcription factor 15. The record is from RefSeq and is a predicted model, not a curated record. Gene Ontology annotation, biological process: developmental process; regulation of transcription by RNA polymerase II. Bases 147 to 725 code for a protein of 192 amino acids. Gene Ontology annotation, molecular function: RNA polymerase II transcription regulatory region sequence-specific DNA binding; protein dimerization activity; DNA-binding transcription factor activity, RNA polymerase II-specific. Lineage: Eukaryota; Metazoa; Chordata; Actinopteri; Cypriniformes; Cyprinidae. The transcript has 2 exons.